AUGCUUGCCCGGGAAGUAGUGCGCUCGAAUAAGCACCGCACACGCCUGAUUACCAGUAAAGCGCAGCUGAACAGCAUCUCCCUGCAGCUCCAGCAGCAAAUGUCCGUGUUCAAGGUCACAGGCAGCUUGCAAAAGUCGACCGAGAUUAUGAAGCUGUCCAACAAUCUCAUCAAGCUACCCCAAAUGUCCAAGUCUAUGCGCGAAAUGAGUGGCGAACUAAUGAAGGCGGGCAUUAUGGAAGAAAUGAUGAACGACACACUUGACUCCGGCGUCUUUGGUGAAGACCAGGAAGAGCUCGAGGAGGAAGCGCAAGAGGAGGUCAGCAAUGUCUUGCACGAGCUUACGGACGGCAAACUCGGAGAGGCCAAGUCCGCCAGCGAGCUGCCGAGCCUCAGUGCAGAGCCCGCUACGGCACACGCAGACAACAACCAAGAUUUGGAGCAGAUGCAGGCCCAACUUGACGGUCUACUGCGAGGAUAG
This is a messenger RNA of Malassezia japonica, 480 nucleotides long. RefSeq names its product Vacuolar protein-sorting-associated protein 24 (gene VPS24). The coding region runs from base 1 to 480 and encodes 159 amino acids. The record is from RefSeq and is a predicted model, not a curated record. Lineage: Eukaryota; Fungi; Basidiomycota; Malasseziomycetes; Malasseziales; Malasseziaceae. The transcript has 4 exons. Gene Ontology annotation, biological process: late endosome to vacuole transport; protein transport; endosome transport via multivesicular body sorting pathway. Gene Ontology annotation, cellular component: multivesicular body; ESCRT III complex.